This is a messenger RNA of Alternaria postmessia, 1317 nucleotides long. RefSeq lists its product as uncharacterized. The record is from RefSeq and is a predicted model, not a curated record. NCBI's taxonomy places the organism in Eukaryota, Fungi, Ascomycota, Dothideomycetes, Pleosporales, Pleosporaceae. Bases 1 to 1317 code for a protein of 438 amino acids. The transcript has 2 exons.
AUGUUGCCCACAGCUGGCUUGUUCCUACCGGAAACACUGCACCGGGCUGAUCUCCCCACUUCAGCGCCUACGGAAACUGACGGAACGAGGCUGAGGUACUUUCAACGCAAGAUCGGGCGGCCGAAGCUGGAACCCAGCAACUCUGAAGACCUUCGACCAUCAACUGCCAUUCCGAGAGAUACUCCAGACGACCUAUCGCGCGACUUUCCAGCAAUUCCGACUACAUAUUACUUCGCCGAUUAUGUUCUUUCUUCUGAGAAGGCUUCAACAGAGACUAUUGCUUUCGUGAGUAUCAUCCAACAAGUACGACAAGAUAUCGAGGAAGCGACGCGCCUUUCUAUCUCAUCGGCAGUCUCAAACUUUCUGGAUGCUUAUCCAAGCAAGCGAAGAUGGAUCGAGGAUUCCUUGCUCGAAGUGCGGCGUGCUCUCAAUGACAUUGGCAUGGAUAUGGACACAGCCUGGGGCCAUGAAGGAGAUGGAGGCACAGUUGCAUCGAAGCGCAAGCUUGAGUGGGGUCUGAAGAAUCAGAAGAGGCUUCUAAAAAAGAAGCAACAAUUAGAUCGGUGUCAUACCCAGUUAACAGGCGCUAUAUACGUUAUGCAGACGGCAGAGCUGUGCGGUAAACCUGGAUCCAUCGCGCAAGAUCCCAUCUUCGAGGCUCCUGUGCGACCGUGGGUACCUCACGAUGAGAAGGAUGCGCUGCGUGGACCUUAUUCGAGGCAAAAGAACCGGACAGCGAGUCACACUAGCUUGUUUGCGUCAAACGUCACUCUAGCAUCCGAAGCCGAAAAGCACGACGUUGAGACACCUAUCCACUCGGAAGAGGUAACUCAUCAGGAUGCUACAUCACCUGCUGUUGCGCCCCUGCCAUCGCCCCGGAUGAUCACGGAAGAUGCCUCUCAACCUACAUCAGUCGACCCAGCGGAGUCACCAGAACAGCUAAACGAUGACGAUGUUAUGCUCUCAGUCCUCCAACAACGGUUAUGCAGCCACAAGCCUGUCAAAACAAUGGCAGAGGAUCUGGUGCGACAAGUCUCAGCUACUGAAGCAACGUACCAAGUAGUCGAUACGGAGCAGCCAAUACUCUCGCCUCCCGUGUGGCAGAAACAGCCGACUUCGACCUCGAAGCCAGACUUGCAAGUAGAUGUCAUACCUCCUACAACACCCCCUUCUGUGCAAGUAGCGGCCCCUCCAGUACCCUCAAAUGGAAGUCACAAUGGCGAUGGAGAGAAAAAGCCCAUGUCAGCGCAAGCUAAGCGACGAGCUGCGCACGCACGAAGGAUGCAACUCGCUUUUGGUGACGGAUCGACGGCUUGA